This is a messenger RNA of Morus notabilis, 1431 nucleotides long. RefSeq names its product coenzyme Q-binding protein COQ10 homolog, mitochondrial. Gene Ontology annotation, molecular function: ubiquinone binding. The record is from RefSeq and is a predicted model, not a curated record. Bases 406 to 1152 code for a protein of 248 amino acids. Gene Ontology annotation, biological process: ubiquinone biosynthetic process; cellular respiration. The transcript has 4 exons. Lineage: Eukaryota; Viridiplantae; Streptophyta; Magnoliopsida; Rosales; Moraceae.
AGGAAAUAACCUUUCUGAACAUAUUAAAAACGAAACCCAGUUGCCUUUUUUCCCUUUUCCAAAUUCUCAAUUCUCGCAGUUUGCAAAUUCCUACGAGGAAUUUCCUCGGUUCCGGCUUACUUACCAAAUUUUCUUCAGCAAACUAGAGUCUCUAAUCCACGCGCGACGUCGCGUGAAUUCACUCUCACAAUUUCCCGCUACCUUCUUCUCGGCCCCCUUCACAAGCCCUAAUUCGAUUUCUCAUUCGCAAUUAUCCAAAUCCCUAGACUCUUCUUUUCCCCCAAAUUCCAAUCAUAUUUAAAAAAAAAAAUCGAAGAUUUUUCGUGAUUGUUUUGUUCUGAUCACACCAAUUUUUUUCUUGAGCUUUUUGAAAUUUUAGGAUUCCCUAUCAUUGAAAAUUCUACAAUGUCGCCAUUUACGUCGACGUCGAAGGUGGUGGGGUCCUUAAUAUCGCGACGAAACGGCAUAAGGCAUCUCGUCAAGCACGCCGGGAACGGGAAAUCGCAUCGGAUUCGAUGCUUUAGUGGAAUUACGGGAAUCGAGACCCCUUUAUUGAUCGGAAGCAAACGACAAGAUGUAUGUUCUUCGUCUUCGAUCUUGUCCAACGUUGAUAAUCUUCAGAGGCGGACGUUUCUCGGUGUCGGUGACGGCGAAGAGGGCGGUGUUCUAUCGAAAGUCUACGAGGAAAGGCGCGUCUUGGGGUAUUCUCCAGAGCAGUUAUUUAAUGUGGUUGCUGCUGUUGAUUUGUACCAUGAUUUCCUCCCAUGGUGUCAGCGAUCUGAGGUAUUUAGACAAUAUCCUGAUGGGUCGUUUGACGCUGAACUGGAGAUUGGCUUUAAAUUUUUUGUUGAGAGUUACGUGUCCCAUGUGGAAUUAGAAAGACCCAGGAGGGUAAAGACAACUGCGUCGGAUACCACACUCUUUGACCACUUGAUAAACACAUGGGAAUUCAACCCUGGACCAGUCCCUGGAACUUGUAACCUUUAUUUCUUGGUAGAUUUUAAGUUUCAGUCACCACUUUAUAGCCAGGUGGCAUCCAUGUUCUUUAGGGAGGUGGUCUCUCGAUUGGUUGGCUCAUUUAGUGAGCGCUGCCGAUUGGUAUAUGGGCCAGGAGUCCAAGUUCUCGAAAAUUCAUAUGGACAGAGCACUUGAAAUAACAUGUGCACGGGGUAGUUUUUGUUUGGUAUUCAACCCGGUUGUCAUUGAAGCUAUACUGAUGGGGUGUCACAGUUAAUAAAACUUUCCAAACCCUAAUUUUGUCACAAGUCAUCAGUUUAUGCCCAUUUAUUUGGUUUCAUUUCUUACAUGUGUUCACGCUUUAAUUGCUUUUCUAAACGGUUGGGAAAACCGGCAAAGAAGCACCCUCUUUUUUCACCCGGACUAUCACGUUGUCUUCUGAGCUUCAAAAUGCGCGACUCAGUACCCUUCGAC